AUGCGUUCUACUUUCCCGACCCAAGCGGCUGUCAUUGCCUACGCAACAGCUGCUUCGGCCAUACACUCUCUGAGCGACAUCUGCACAGAUGCAUACACGAAAGCUGCAUUACCUGUUGACGUAAUUGAUAGCAUUACCAUCGACACUUCCUCCGUUUCGGCGAGCUUGGUUACCAACUUCACCGCCGAGUCAAUCUUCUAUCCUACGUCAACUUUCGACUACUGUAAUCUGACCUUUGCAUAUUCUCACAAUGGCAUUGAGGGAGACAGAGUACAUGUCCAGUAUUGGCUUCCAGCUCCCGGGAAAUUCAACAACAGAUAUGUGUCUACUGGAGGAGGUGGUUGGGCUAUCAACUCGGGAAGCUCUUCGAUCCCUACCGCGGUUAUCGUUAAUGGUGUCGGCGGCCUGACUGAUGGAGGCUUUGGAAGCUUCGAUACCCAAUUCAGCGAGGCAGCCUUGCUUGCUAAUGGAACCAUCAAUUGGCAAGCAACAUACAUGUGGGGCUAUCAAGCACAACAUGAACUUGCUGUCCUGGGCAAGCAAUUGACACGAAACAUCUACAAAGUGCCUUCCAGCAAGAAGAUCUACUCCUACUACCAGGGUUGCUCCGAGGGAGGUCGUGAGGGAUGGAGCCAGGUUCAGCGGUUCCCUGAGCAGUUCGACGGUGUUGUUGCCAUGGCCCCUGCCUUCCGAUGGGCUCAGCAGCAGACAAAUCACUUAACUGGCAAUGUCAUGCAAAAGGACCUCGGCUCUUUUCCUUCCCCCUGUGAGUUGGAGAAGAUCAUGAACAUGACCGUCAAAAGCUGCGAUCCUCUCGAUGGCAAGACUGAUGGCGUUGUGUCCCGCUCUGACUUGUGUCUCUCCCACCUUGACUGGAAUGGUAUUGAAGGGGCUUCGUUCUCUUGCGCGGCUGCUGUUGCAUCCUUUAUGUCCGCUGCUACACCCGCAGUGAAUGGUACCGUAAGCGCCAAGACGAUCGAGCUUGUCAAGAAGUACUGGAACGGUCUCCAUGACUCGAACGGCGAUCUCGUCUACUUCAGCUACCAGCCUGGUUCGACCUUCACCGAUCUUCAGACUAAGUACGACUCUACUUCCAAGACUUGGGAGCUCGACAUCAGUGCCCUCGGCGGAAUUUGGAUUGCCCAGUUCAUCGACUAUAUCAAGGAUGCCGAGAACAUCAACAGUCUUGAAGGUGUCAACUACGACACUCUGACAGAGUGGAUGAUUUUCUCUCAGGCCAAGUACGGCGAUAUUCUCCAGACCACCUACCCUGAUCUUUCCGCCUUCCAAGCUGCCGGCAGCAAGGUUCUCCACGCGCACGGUGAACAGGACUUCUCGAUCCCUACUGCCUCCUCCGUCCGUUACUGGGAUUCUGUCCGCCAGAUCAUGUUCCCAAAUAAGUCCUACCGUGCGGGCGCUGCCGCUCUCGAUGACUUCUACCGCCUCUUUCUCAUUCCCGGCGUGGGCCACUGUGCUGUCAAUGACUACCAGCCCAAAGCUCCAUGGCCCCAGACUACCCUCCAGACUCUUAUCAAGUGGGUUGAGGAUGGCGAGGCCCCUGCGACGCUUGCUGGAUCCGGUGAUAUUCCUGAGAUUUGCAGAUGGCCUCUCCGCCCUCUCUGGACAAAUAGCGGCAAGAAUUUCCAGUGUGUCUACGACCAGGACUCGGUGGAUGCUUUCACCUACGAUCUGACCGCGUUCAAGAUUCCUGUGUACUAG
Molecule: messenger RNA, 1719 nt
Organism: Penicillium maclennaniae
Lineage: Eukaryota; Fungi; Ascomycota; Eurotiomycetes; Eurotiales; Aspergillaceae
Product: putative tannase
Exons: 3
Coding region: 1-1719 (572 amino acids)
Source: RefSeq, a predicted model, not a curated record